AUGGCCUCGAGCCCUGGUCUUCCGACCCUCGCGUGGAACCCGGGCUGCGAGAGCAUGAGGGAGUUCGUGGGCAACGACGACCUUCUGAGUCUGCUCGAGCCAUACAUCCACGACAGGCACCAUCUUCACUCGCUGUGUCUGGUCAACAGGAUGUUCAACGCAGUCUUUUCCCAGUCUCUCUAUGAGCAUCUCCUCAUCAAACAUACCCACGUUCAUUGCAUUGAACCCGACUCGGAAAAAUUCGGAGCCCUUCUGAACAGCCCAAGCCUUCGACACACACGAAAGCUGUCGCUCCUGCAGAUGGACCAGCUGAACUACACCCGAAAAGAACAUGAAGACGCCCCCAGAUACGGCCCCAUUCUCAACGAUGCAAUCUGUCAGAUCGUGAAGCGGUGCCCUAAUCUCCGCCAAUUCAAUUUUUCUGCACCCUUAUACGCUUCGUCUCCAAUCUUGACGGAAUACUUUGUCUCGGCGGAGACGCUCGAUUGCCUCCAUAGCUCCUGCCCAAUGCUGCGGUCUCUUUCACUUGAGCAGGCAUUUCCUCCUUUCUCUCACCCAGAAGCCGUUGAUCAAGGUGCCAUAUAUCGAGACCGCGAUGGUCCAAUUGGCGUUAUCCAAUUCCCAGAACUCUCGAACCUCACUACCCUGCGUAUGAUCGGCAGCAAGUGGGAUACGUCGUGGCCGAAGUCGAUAGCUGGGCUACUGUCGUUAACGCCGCGGGUGGAGGAACUAAGCCUGUCGAUACAAUGUCCGGUGAUGAACAGGUGGCCCGUUCGAUUGGAAGUAUUCCUCGCCUGGAGAAAUUGCUUGAUCCGCCUCUGCGCUGAGUACAAAGCGCUAGGGAAACCGCCGCUGAAGCUUCGCAAUCUUCAGCUUCACGAUUAUGUCGGCUUUCACUGUGACGCGCAGGGAAGCAUCGAAUACGUCGAAUCACUCACUGAUCUGGAGGUGCUUGAAGAGCUUCGAAUUUUCAACGAUCCCCGGUACACUGGCGACUUGUUGGCGGCUCCGCCUCCCCCGACAAUAGUUCCGAUGCCCUUCAGAUUCUUCACGUACGAUACAAUGCCACGACUCCGCAGAUUCUCGUUUGACAACAUGGACGGCGACAUCAUGGAAUGGCUCAUUCAAGUGGCAGAUACGCCCUUCAAAGACCAACUUAGCCUCUGCAAUGAUGGACUUGACUACUGGGAGGCCGGUGCUGAACUCUUCGAAGCUAUUUCCAGCGCACGAGCCCAGAAAAGAGCCGAGAACCCGUUGGACAGCUUCACAGCAAGCGAUUUGGAGUCGGUCUUACGACCAGUUCAUUGGAUUCAUGCCGCCUCUCCUCUUUUGCCCGACAUUAUGAGUGGACGUUUCGUGUUCCCGGCCAAGCUAGGAGUAGGUGAUUCCAACCAUCUAAGUCUCACAAAUCCUCAUCGGCCGGGAGAAUGCACAUGGGUCAAAAGCAUGCGUCUGUUCGUCGAGAGGGAAAGCCUCAACAUGCCAGAAUUGCUUCUACUUCUCGACGGAAUGGAUACGAUCGAAAGCCUGAUGAUCGUCAGCUACACGGCAAACCGCUGGAAAAGUUUUGUUCACGCAGACGGUAGCCCAACAUGGGAGACGAACGCUCAGAGAAUUGCUGUCUCGUUGCCGCGCUUGAAAUACCUUAAGGUGAACACAAUGUCGUGGAGAUUCCAGCGCGCGCAUCAGGGCAAUGGGGUGGUGGCGGAGAGACUGAGCGUUGCAGAGGACGAGAUGCUGGGCAAGCUUCCGCCGCUGAGUGACGUGCCGAUGUCGCCUGCGGUGACUCGGAGACGCUGGAGACGAUCGGUUUUAAGUCCUGGUUUCACCUUAAAAUUUUGA
Messenger RNA from Colletotrichum aenigma, 1842 nucleotides. RefSeq lists its product as uncharacterized. The record is from RefSeq and is a predicted model, not a curated record. Lineage: Eukaryota; Fungi; Ascomycota; Sordariomycetes; Glomerellales; Glomerellaceae. The coding region runs from base 1 to 1842 and encodes 613 amino acids. The transcript is spliced from 2 exons.